AUGAACGUAAACCAAAGAGCAUUAAUCGCUUACAGAAAUGGCCUCAGAGCCACCAAAAUUGCAUUCAAUAAUGAUACAAGGAUGUUGAUCUCUGCUAGAGAAAGGAUGCGUGAAGGAAUGAUUAAUCCUAAUCAGAAAUUAACAAAAGUACAACAAAUUGAGUUGCUUGAAGGAGUAUCUGAAUUUUUAAGGAAAAAUAUUGUUCAAGGUAAGAAAACGGGUGUUGAUAAAGAUGGGAAAGACGUUUAUCAUCUAAACAUUCAUAGUGAAAUAGAGUUAGGAGAUAAUGACUCUGUUAAAAAAGCAGAAAAUACUUUAAAAGCUUCAGGAAGUGGCUGUUGCGGUGGUAGUGGUCGUUGA
Tetrapisispora phaffii CBS 4417 is the source of this 360-nucleotide messenger RNA. It is a transcript of the gene MZM1, whose product is annotated as Mzm1p. The coding region runs from base 1 to 360 and encodes 119 amino acids. Lineage: Eukaryota; Fungi; Ascomycota; Saccharomycetes; Saccharomycetales; Saccharomycetaceae. The record is from RefSeq and is a predicted model, not a curated record. The transcript has a single exon. Gene Ontology annotation, biological process: mitochondrial respiratory chain complex III assembly.